This is a messenger RNA of Helicoverpa armigera (cotton bollworm), 658 nucleotides long. It is a transcript of the gene Arl6, whose product is annotated as ADP-ribosylation factor-like protein 6. NCBI's taxonomy places the organism in Eukaryota, Metazoa, Arthropoda, Insecta, Lepidoptera, Noctuidae. Gene Ontology annotation, molecular function: GTPase activity; GTP binding. Gene Ontology annotation, cellular component: cytoplasm; axoneme. The record is from RefSeq and is a predicted model, not a curated record. Bases 1 to 576 code for a protein of 191 amino acids. The transcript has 4 exons. Gene Ontology annotation, biological process: protein localization to cilium; intracellular protein transport; cilium assembly.
AUGGGUCUCCUAGACAAGCUGUCAGUGUGGCUUGGACGGGGACGCGCCGAGGUGACGGUCCUAGUGCUAGGGCUGGACAACAGCGGCAAGAGUACUCUCCUCAACGCUCUCAGACCUCCCGAGCAGCGCACACAGCAUGCUGCACCGACUGUGGCUCAACAACAGGAGCAUUUCACUAGUGGUGGUGUAUCAUUCAGUGCAUGGGAUGUGUCGGGAGCGCCGCGUCACCGCGCGUUGUGGGAGCGACAUUACCGUCGCGCGCACGCUGUUAUUUUCGUCGUGGAUUCUGCUGACCAUCUGCGACUUGUGGUGGCUCGUGAGGAGUUGGAGCUCCUUCUCGCGCAUCCUGACAUGUUCGGCAGACGGGUACCUCUGUUGGUGUUCGCCAAUAAGAGCGAUGCGCCACACUCGCUUGCACCCAUGCAGGUUGCUGCAGCACUUGGCCUAGAGCGUAUCUCGGACAAGCCGUGGCACAUUUGCGCGUCGUGCGCGCUAUCGGGCGCCGGCCUCGCGGACGGCGUCGCGUGGCUCGCGCGACAGAUACGCGACGCUCAUCUACCGAUCGCACAUACUUAGACACAAGUAUUGCGUAUACAGCGGGUGAUGUGGAAACAUGUGGGAUUUUCAAUGGUAUAAACAGCACAUCAACCGGUCCGAA